Messenger RNA from Oryzias melastigma (Indian medaka), 1368 nucleotides. Its product is annotated as insulin. The record is from RefSeq and is a predicted model, not a curated record. Gene Ontology annotation, molecular function: hormone activity. The coding region runs from base 770 to 1234 and encodes 154 amino acids. The transcript is spliced from 3 exons. Gene Ontology annotation, cellular component: extracellular region. Lineage: Eukaryota; Metazoa; Chordata; Actinopteri; Beloniformes; Adrianichthyidae.
UGCCUACUUUUAUCUUAUUUUGAAGGACUUCCUAGUUUAUCAUCACCAACUGUCCCCCAUUCUCAAAAUUCCCAGCAUGUGUUGUGAAUCUCAUUUGCAGUCCAAAGAGUAUAGAAACAUGAGAGUGUAUCUUUCCAUUGAAUGCCCUGGGUGAGCUCUCACUUCACCUAAAGACAGCUGGCACAGGCUCCAGAAGCAACAAUAGCUUGCAAAAGACUGUAUAGAAAUAGAAUGGAGUCCCUUGAAGAACCUGAUGCCCUCCCGCAGGCGGCCCACCGGCACAGGAAUCGGUUUCCGCCCGUUAUGCUGAAACACCCCAUAAGCGGCCAGUGAUAAGCCUGAAAGUUGUCUAAUCUACAGUGUGAUCAGGCUGUGACAUAUGGUGUUUGUAAGCUUGUGAACGGUGCCAGUCAGGCCAUUACACAGCAGGGGUUUAUGUGGGUAUCACUGAGCAUGGCUGCAUUCUCUGCGUUAUCCCCGCGCUGUUGGUCCACAGUCCGCUAAGUGACGUAGCGACACUGAGCAGCAGAUCAAGCAUGAUUAGAGGUCAGGGUGUUAAUGACGAGACCUCAGAGCUUUCUGGUGACAUGGAUGAGGGCCAGCUGGAUGUGGAGAGUUAAAAAGGGGAAAGGUGGCCAAGUAGAGAUGUUCUCUGCACCUUGCUGGACCCUUUCAUCUGCAACCACCAGCUGCUUCAGAACCUCAAAGACAGGUGAGCAAACUUCUCCGUAUUCCCCACGGGAUUUUAACCUUUAAAAAAUGCACAUAUAUGGUAACCAGGAUAAAAAUGAAGUGUAGGGUUGGCAGUCUAUUAUUCAACCAAUCUACUGUGCCAAGGAGCCUGGCAUACAGCCCAGAGGGACAGAGGAGUGGCAGGCCGGUGCGUUGCACUCUCACUCUUAUGGCCAGGGCAUCAUGGGUGCUGUUAGCUGUGAUCCUGCUGAUCUACUCGCCAGGGGCAACCUCGGCGCCCCUCCAGCACCUGUGUGGCUCCCACCUGGUGGACGCCCUUUUCUUUGUCUGUGGAGACCGGGGCUUUUUCUACAACCCUCACCGAGCCCACAAGCGGGACCUGGGAAAUCAACUUGGUUUCCUGUCUAAAAGGGCCAGACAAGAGGAGCGGCUGUGGAGGGAUCAGUCUGGCCGUGAUGAACCUAAGGUGAAAAGAGGGAUUGUGGAGCAGUGCUGCCAUAAGCCAUGCAGCAUUCACCACCUGGAGGGCUACUGCGACUGACUCUCCCACUCACCGUUCAUAGCUGGUAAAAAUAGAGGUCCCAAAGUCAACUUUCUGGCUCAAAACUUGCUGGCUAUGUCUUAUAAACUGAAGGAAAUAAAGUUUAUUAACCCAUAACCCAAAGCUCCUCUCAG